Molecule: messenger RNA, 4048 nt
Organism: Acanthaster planci (crown-of-thorns starfish)
Lineage: Eukaryota; Metazoa; Echinodermata; Asteroidea; Valvatida; Acanthasteridae
Source: RefSeq, a predicted model, not a curated record
UUGAACUGAAAUAGGCCCUAUAUCAUGGAACUAUUUUUUUAAAACUGAUUUUGUACCACCUACAUGUACAUGUAGUUGUAUACGUAACAUGGACACAUGUUCAUGUUCAAGAUAAUUGGGAGGAAAUUUUUUUCAACCUUUCGAAAAUAAAAAGUCUUCAUUUAUCUCGUUCUCAUUUAUCAUUUAUCUUGCUUCAUUAUCUCGUCCGCACAAGAUAAUCGGUGAAGAUUACUUUUGUUUUUCGAAAGGUUGAAAAAAACUUCCUCAAUUAUCUUGUGCGCACGGGAGAUAAAUGUACAUUUUUAUUUUGGAAGAUGUUGGGCCCAGAAAAAAUAAUUUUCUCUAGUCCCUUUACGGGCUCUGUAUCAAAAUAACAAGUGAACACUGAAUAUUUUUAUACACAAAGAUACAAGCCUACAGAACUUUUUUUUUAAAUGUCUGAUUUCGAACCACCUAAGAGUCUAAGAUGUAACAAGGACACUGUGUCCAUGUUUUGUCAACAUGUUUUUCAAGUUAAAAUUAUACAGUUAUGAUGGAAACUUCAAAAUAAAAAAUGAACAUUAGAUAUUUAUUUUAUACAGAAAGAGUUUCAUUUCUUCAGUGAUUUACAGAACUUUUUUAACUGUUUGAUUUUGUUCAAAUCGAGUUGCAGACAUAACAUGGACAUGAUGUCAUGUCUUGUCUACACACUUUGAUUAACACCCAACUUCAGUUAUUUCAAUUUAUUGACUUCAAUUUUCUUUCGACAUGUAAUUCAAAUACAGGGCCAAGUUGUUUUCAUUGAAGCAAGAAUUUUGUAUCAUGGGAUUUUAGGGUUUUAAUUUGAUUUUGUCUUUCAGUUAAAUCUCUUUCAAGAAUAAUAAAUGACCUACCGGUACUUAACCUGUGUUCAACCCCCACAAUUUUUUUAACAUGAGCUUUUUUAAUGUCUUUUAACAAGGACUUGAACUUGACGCGUAUGACUUGCGGUUCAGACUCUACAUCUGUAAUUCAGACUCAAAGUUUGCAACUCAAACACAAAUCUUGUUUGCACAUUUUAAACAUUUAUUUUGCCAUUUUUUUUCACUUCUUCCUAGGUGAUACAGUCAUGGGCCCACCAUCGCUUAGACUUAGGAUCAGACUGCCAUGCAGCAAGAUUGCAUCAAGUAAACAUGCUGCUGAAGCUGGAAAACAAGUGGCUGCUACAAAAAAAAACAAACGAGUAAAGCGUAAAGCACCAGCUACCAAAAAUGACAAAACAACAAAGCAGAGAGCACCAUCAGCUACAAAAGAAGCUACAGUACUGGCUACAAACAAAGCCAAAACAAGCAAAACACUAAGUUACUGACAGAAGCUCAAACUUGACAAACCUGAAUUGUACACGCAACUUUUGAAACAGGAUGCACUCAAUAAGAAAAUCACUAGAUUGAAUAUGACAGAUGAACAAAGGAAAGAUUCAAACAAGAAAUCCACUGAGCGAAUGGCAAAAAUGAGAGCAAGAAAAAAACAGACACAACUCGCAGCAAAGAUGUCAGCAGCUUCGAGGGGUAGACAUGAAGAGAAAUUAACAAGAGCACAGACAGCAAAGAAAGUAGCACAAAGAAAGUACUGGAAAGACUACAAAAAAACAUGGCGAGCUGAAUUGAGUGCUGAACGAAAGGAGGAGAUCAAGGCCCAAAGAAGAGAGAAAGCAAGAGAAGAAAGGGAGUUGCUGCUAAAAAUCCGAAGCCAGAUGCGUGAAGAUGAGGAGAAAAAAAAAAUCGAAGAACAGAAGAAAAAGGAUCUUGAGAAAAGAGAACGAGAAGAGUUGGAAAGAAUGAUAGCUGAAGAAUUUAACUCAACAGAAGGUUCCAGGCGUCCAGCAGCACCAAGAAGAAAAGCAUACUCUAGAGCCAAAGCUUCACUGUCAAAGAAUCCAAUUAUAUAUGCACAGACAGUUCAGGACUUGUACAAUAAAGCAUCAUCUAAGAAAAGGCAAACUCUGCAGUCACUUCCAUGUGAUCCAAGCACAGCUCACACUCUGUCAUCAAAUCUUGCUAAAACAGCUGUCAUUGUGUCGGAAAGUCUGAAGAAACAGCUAAACAAGUUAAAGAAUGCACACAAGGAACUGGAUAGAAGAAAGCGUCGGGAGCUUGCUGCCACUUUGGGAUGCCUUAAGAAAUAUAAACUUCAGCGACUAGGGUGCAGACUGUUUGGUGUUUCACCAAAACUUGCCAAGGAGACUACACAUGUGCCAAAGUACACAAAUGCAGCCACAUUGAUGCAAGAUACCAAAGACCUUGUUGUAAACUACUACAAACAAAACUCUGUGGAACUGCCUGACCAGAAGACAAUAAGCAAAAAAACACUACAGAAAACAAGAGUCCUGGAAAUGCCAAUCCCCAACCUCUACAAACAGUUCAAGAAUGAUCAUCCCAAUGAGAAGGUUGGGAAGUCAACAUUCUACAAGCUUCGCCCCAAGUACAUAAAAACUGUUGGGAGCAUCAAAUUCCGGGGUUGCUUAUGCGACUAUUGUGAAAAUGUGAAGCUUAAACUAAAAGCAGUGAAGUCAAAAAUGACUUUGGAAGAGUUAUCAAGCAUCACCUUGUGCCAGAAAGGAAAAGAUCAAAAAUAUAACAACAAGGCAUGCAUAGAAAGAAAGUGUCAGCACUGUGGGGUGACAAAGAUGAGGGAACACUUUGAGGGGUUAGAUACCAGGAAGGAAGUCGAGUGGUCCAAGUGGAUGAAGGUAAAGGAGGAAAAGAUAACUAAGAAAGGAAAGAUGUUGUUGACUAAAAAGGUACGUCAGCUACAGCAUGGUACUACUGCAGAGCUGCUCAAAGAACUUGAAAAAGAAUUACACACCAUACCAGAGCACCUGUUUUGCAAAUCAUGGCAGCAAAAUCAAUUUUCAAAGCUUACGUCACAGAAACUUCCCAAGGGCUGGUGUGUCAUGGUAUUAGAUUUUGCUGAAAAUUACGCAUGCAAAACUCAGGAUGAGGUGCAGGCUGCGCACUGGACCCAAGACCAGGUAACAGUCCAUCCGAUCAUCACCUACUACAACUGCAACAACCCCACUUGCACCAAGCCCAUCAUGCACUCUAUAGCAAUAAUCUCUGACGACCUGAAUCAUGAUUACCAUGCCGUUCAUGCAUUUACUUCAAUUGCAAUCAAGGAAGUCCGACAACGACAGCAAGAGUUAACCAAGGUGAUCCGCUUCUCUGAUGGGUGUAGUGCACAAUAUAAAUCAAAGGGCCCAUUCUAUGAAAUCAACUUUUAUCGGCCUUAGAAAAACGUUGGCAUUGGAUUAGUUCAAAAAAGAACACAAAGAUGAUUAAAAAAAAAAAUCGGUGAAUGUCUUUCUUUUUAUAAUUUACGUUUCUUCCUGGCAAAACCUAACCUACAUGUACAUGUAAUUCGGUAGACACCCCCCCCCCAAAUGCUUAUAAAACACCAAAAGUAAAAUUGCCUUUCACCCAAAAGGACAAAUGAGGCCUGUUAACUGUAUCUAGUGUUUUGUCAUCCACAACAGUUAAAUAGUGUUGGCUGAACAAUAGUUAACAAAUCAUUAAGUGUAGACGUAACAAGGACACCGUGUCCAACUUUAAUAUGUAACGUCUGCACUGCUUGGUUUCGAAUGAGAGAAUUUUAAUAUUAAGAUACACAGAGGAGUUUCAAUCACCACAUAGUUGUAAAGUGGGCUAAACUUGAUCAUUGUAAUACUUUUGCAUGACAUAUUUGCUUUAUGUGGCAUUGUUAGAAACAAAAACAUGAACAAAAUUAGUUUUGUAUUAAAAAUUAACCAAAUUACCAGAUUUAUUACUCCCCAUACUUACCUUUUCCUAUCGCCCAACUCAAAAAAGAUUACACCUGUGGAAAAACCUCAUCAAAUGGUAUUAUUUAGUUAGAAAGAAAGAAACAAAGCCAGAAAAAACAAGGUAAACAGCAGGGGGUGAUUGAUCAGAUUUCGUGUCCAUGUUACGUCUGCACUUUUUCUAUGAACCCUACUCUCCGUCAACUGCCAGUAUUAUUUCAGGAAUAAUUUUGCAAAAAAUUGUUUACAUUAAGAAACUUCAGUACUUUCCACUCA